Messenger RNA from Bradysia coprophila, 706 nucleotides. RefSeq lists its product as uncharacterized. The record is from RefSeq and is a predicted model, not a curated record. Lineage: Eukaryota; Metazoa; Arthropoda; Insecta; Diptera; Sciaridae.
UUCUGCCACUGAUCGUUGUUUACGAUUUAGUAAAUAUUGAUUUGAACGUCAAGCAAUUUGAUAAUUUUAUAUUUUAAUCACAUUGCGAUCAAAUUUUGAUAUAAUGGCCGAAGGACCGUCAUCGUCAUCACGCGAACUUGCUCGAAAGAUAACAUUCGAAGAGCUGUGCGAUGAUGUUGCAGGUAGAUUUACAAUACUAAAGGGGGAAUCAAAAAAACAGCUGACCGAUCCGAAUUUCACCGGUCGAACAAUUUUAUCCGUAUUCGGCCAGAGUAUGUCCAUCCUAGGAUGCAAGGAGGUGGUUGGCAAAGAAGUGUGUGACGUUUCGAUCGCAAGAUCGAAUGAUAUAAUGAGAUUGCGAAAUUCAAACGGUGACCGAAAUGUACUGGCAAGAGUUAUAAGACCUGAAGGUCAACGUGGAAUUGGAUCCAAAGAUUUUAUCCUGAAAGUCAAAACUAGCGUUCACGUCCCACAAAACCCACAAGGUCGAGGACACGACCUAAAAACUAAGUACACCGAACAGAAACAAAGAACAACGAAGAAAACCACAGAGGUUGGUCAAGUUACUGCCGAGUAUUUCACAACUCGUCGAUACGUUUUUGGCGAAGAUAUGUUGUUGGAGCAUGUAAUUGCCUACAUCGCCAAUAAAAUUAAAGACGCUGAGGCCGAAAAAACGAAAAAGGUUUCAACGGUAGACAUCGUUUGA